AUGCUCAGUCACUUGCCGUCAAACCCGAAAAUAGACAGCACAAGAGUCCCAACUGGCGCCCCCUUCAAUCCCACCCGACAAUCCUCUACGACCACUCGAAUCCAAGCACUAUCCGGUCUGAAUUUCAACUCCGAUCGACUCUGGCAAACAUCAGACGAGACAUGCAAUUGGGGCAGCGCCCAUAGAUAUGGCGAAAACCCAAUUGAAACCAGCAUGGCCAGUCUCACUCUGUCAGAUGACGACGCUCGUGUUAGGUGGCUUGCUGCCGAGAUCAAGAAGUUGGGAUGCACUCUCUCAGUCGACCAGAUGGUCAUCUCGACACGCAGCCUCGCGGGGGUCGUGAAUGAAAAUGGAAUUCAGACGAAAUAUGACAUUGGGGUUGUCAACUGGACCAAUUCCCCCAAGUCCAUGUGCUCCUCCGGCGUCUGGGCUGGUGCUAUCCCGAUCCAGAAGGCAUGGGAUCUCCGUGACAUCCAUGAUCCCAAUGCAACGCUUCGGUCCAAGCUUGAAAGACACGGGUAUCUAGGCGACAUACCCUGUACAAGCGAUGCACGCACCGGUUGCCCUCUCGGUGCAAAUUUCGAGCUUCUCAUUGAACAGGGGCCUAUUCUGCCCGAGUACAACCGGCCGACCGAGAUCGUCCAAGGCGCGCAGGGGUGCCGUCCAUCUAUCAACAUCAUUGCUUCGCAAGUGACCUUCACACUUAAUAUCCGACACCUCAAGACAGCGUCGUGCAUGCCGUUCAAGAAGAAUGUCUGCGAUCAUUUGCUCAGAUUGCUUCUCAAGACGUUUGAUUCAGGCUGGGGCGCAUCUACUCAAGACGUGGCCGACGAGCUCGUCGGCCACGUCAAGCCGAUGCCAAUGACUAGUGGUGCCGGCCAUGACAGCGUGUAUACCACCAGCAAGCACUGCCCAAAGGCGGUGAUCUUCGUGCCAUGUCGUGAGGGUGUCAGCCAAAACCCGACGGAGUAUUGUUCCUAA
This is a messenger RNA of Penicillium lagena, 981 nucleotides long. RefSeq names its product Peptidase M20. Gene Ontology annotation, molecular function: hydrolase activity, acting on carbon-nitrogen (but not peptide) bonds, in linear amidines. Bases 1 to 981 code for a protein of 326 amino acids. The record is from RefSeq and is a predicted model, not a curated record. The transcript has 7 exons. NCBI's taxonomy places the organism in Eukaryota, Fungi, Ascomycota, Eurotiomycetes, Eurotiales, Aspergillaceae.